AUGAUGGAACCUGAUUUAAAUCAAUACUCAAAAGUAAUUCCUUACUGGGAGGGUGGAGAUAUUGGUCAAUAUUCUAAUCAUCUAACUGUUUGGCUUGAUGAACAUAUAGGACGAGAAGGACAGAAUGUUGAUCUGAAAUCUGAAUUUCAAACAAAUAUCCAACCUUUAAAUACAUUAGAUAAUGAAGUUGUUGAUACGCCAUUAUUUUUGAGUCCAGAAAUACUAGAGCAACUAAAAGAUAGAGUUUAUUGUUUGAAAGCGUUCUUUAACUCUAAUGAGUGUCUUGCAUUUAUAAAUCUACAUCAUGAUCGUAAAAUAUUUUUUAUUACAUCCGGAUCCAUGGGUGAAACAUUUUUACGAGAAAUAGCUGGAUUACCCCAAAUUCAAGAAAUUUUGAUUUUCUGUGGAAAUAUUUCCCAUCAUGUGCAAACCUGGGCAAUGGAUUAUAUUGAGGUUAUAACAGCAAUGUUGGAUCAUCAGACUAAUUUACUACUACGUUUAACAAAAGAUAUAGCAAAGUAUAUACAAGAUAAAGGUGCAGAACACAUGGCAGCACUUGAAAGAAAUGGAGCUAAAACGUGUUAUGCGUGGGCUAUUAAAUUAACAUUACGUGCAAAAAAGCUUGGUGAUACGAAUUCUAAGAUACUACUCGACAUAUUAGAGAAGAAAUUCGACGAUGUUGAAACAACAAGUAGUACAGCAGAAGAGCACAUGGAACAAGACAAACCGUAA
Molecule: messenger RNA, 732 nt
Organism: Didymodactylos carnosus
Lineage: Eukaryota; Metazoa; Rotifera; Eurotatoria; Philodinida; Philodinidae
Source: the annotation of a GenBank genome assembly